AUGAAUAACCACACUACAGACUACAGCUACGACAUGUUGUUCUCAGAGGAGGAGGAGGUUCUACCAGGUGUAGGGAGUGAGUGGCUGAGGUCAAAACCCCUUGCUCUGUUCGCCUCUCUGUUCUUCUGUCUCCCCUCGGAGAUCCGCUCAGCUCAGCGGAUGGCUAAAUCCCACGCCUCCGUACCUCAGAUGUGGUCCAAGUGUCUGCUGCGUCACUGUUACGGCCUGUGGUUCAUAUGCCUGCCAGCCUACGCCAGCGCAUGCCACUCCAAGGUGCGGGUACUACGCAUGGCCUACGACAUCCUGAGGAAGAUGCAGGACAAGAAGCUGCAGGCACCCGAUGAGGUGUGUUACCGGGUGUUAAUGCAGCUGUGUGGACAGUACAGCCAGCCUGUCCUGGCGGUCCGAGUUCUGUUUGAGAUGAAGAAGGCUGGAGUUCACCCCAACGCCAUCACCUACGGUUACUACAACAAGGCGGUGUUGGAGAGCACGUGGCCGUCCAAUACUAGAGGGGGCUACUUCCUGUGGGCCAAGCUGAGGAACGUGGUCCUGGGGGUGGGCCGGUUCAAACAGCUGGGACGGAAACAGACGGUCCAGAACAGAGACACAUCAGACUACAGUGAUCUGGACACAGUCAGUCAUGGUAGUGAAGACAGUACUAACGACUCAGUUGAGCGGGUCUCAAUCGAUACAGACUUCACUAAGAUGGACUCCAGCGAUGAUGGAUCCAGCACAGGUGGCCAGUCAGACCAAGGCUAUGACUCUCUAUCCAAGGAGGAGGAGAAGAUGAUGGGAAAGGACAACGACAGAACACCACUGGAGAAGUCAGAGAGGGAGUCUUGUCGUCUGACUAGACAGAACCACACCACCACCCCUGGUGACUCCAACACUCCCUGUGGUACCAGACCAAAGAACCGGAGGCUGAGGCCCAACUCCCUGGACUUGACCGGAGGACAAGGGACUCUCAGGACCAUCACACUCAACUUCACCUCCACCACCAUGCAGGUCCGGGGCCCUGCUCCAAAACGACCCCCGCCUCCGAACUGCAAACCUGGGAAGGCUGAGGCCAGUCAGGCUGAUCCUACUCAGAACCAGGAGAGAUUGGAUGGCGGAGAGGAGGUAGAAGGCAGUAAGGACAGACAGACACCUGCCAUGGAGGUGGAAAGGAAGAGUGUGAGCUGCAGUGGUGGAGAUGGAGCCGGGUCUGCAACCUGCAGUGUUGGUGGAGAUGGAGCCGGGUCUGCAACCUGCAGUGUUGGUGGAGAUGGAGCCGGGCCUGCAGAUCGCAGUGUCUCCAAACAGAGCAGUGUAAGAAACAGCAGUGAAACCGUGGGCGGAGCCGUGAAGAGGACAGGUAUCGUUGAGACUGGCUUUGACCCUCUGUCCAUUAUAGCGGCUGAGACGGAGACAGAGGGUGAUGGGGACAGUAGCAGUACCUCCACAGUCCGCCGAGACCUGGCAGAAGAGAUCGAGAUGUACAUGAAGGUUCUGAGCCCUCUGAGCAGCAGGACCGCCAGCAUGGACCUUCAGAACCCAUCCAGCCCGCUCCUCCACGCCACCUCCACCCCAUCUAAACACUCCUCCCACCGACCUCGGCCCCUCAGCCUGACCCACUCCCCCUGUACCUCCCCCCGACCCCCUCCUCCCUUGCUUCGUGCCAACUCACACCUCCCCCUCUCCAGGCCCAAAGAACGUCUCCGUCCCUCCUCCCUGGUCUCCCCCUCCUCCCCGACUCCCUCCUCAACCUUCUCCAUGGACUCUCUCCUCACACCGACUCUCAGCCUGGACAUGUUUAAGAGCAGCUUCCUGUCCGCAGGGAAGGGGGUGGCUGAGAAGGCUAGCAGGCUCUACUCCCGCCUGUCGUCACAGACGUCACUCUCACAGGAUGUGAACUGUGACCAGAUCAGCGUGUCGUCAAUGACCUCAGUGGACCCAGAAUGCACCUCUCUGUUGGAGGAGGGCUCUGUCCUGGACCCUGAAGGUUUCACCUCCUCCUUCACCUCCUCCUACGCCUCCCCCCAGCACGACAGCAUCACGUGCCUGAGGAGGAGCCCAGCCAGGGGACGCCUCGUCUCUCAGAGCCCCACCUCGCCCUGCAAGGUGUUCCGCCACAACUCCUUCUCUAGUGCCCCCAUCACUAAGUCCAUCCUCCUCUACCCAGCCCACACACUCUACAUCACUAAGUCAUCCUCCUCUUACCCAGCCCGCAACACUCUACAUACUAGUCCUCCUCCUCUACUCAGCCCCAUCACUAAGUCCUCCUCCUCCUAA
Molecule: messenger RNA, 2271 nt
Organism: Salvelinus sp. IW2-2015
Lineage: Eukaryota; Metazoa; Chordata; Actinopteri; Salmoniformes; Salmonidae
Source: RefSeq, a predicted model, not a curated record